UUGAGUCUCUCAGCGGCGGCCAUUUUCUUGUAGACCGAUUGCAACUCUCUUCAACGGCAUCGGCUUCUUAAAAAUGGCGCCCGUUCCGGGGACAGAUCUUGGCGGCGAUUCCGACGACUAGGAAGCCUGUGUGCCUGGCUGUCAUAGCAGGCGGCGGAGGUGACCCUCGGGUGUUCGGGGAAAGAUGGGCGCUCAUCUGGUGCGGAGAUACUGGGGGGAGCCCGAGCCGGACCCCUUAAACAUGCCGGACAGUCCUGCGGGAGGACAUUUCCAGGAGAGGG
Rana temporaria (common frog) is the source of this 281-nucleotide messenger RNA. It is a transcript of the gene NDUFB7, whose product is annotated as NADH:ubiquinone oxidoreductase subunit B7. NCBI's taxonomy places the organism in Eukaryota, Metazoa, Chordata, Amphibia, Anura, Ranidae. Gene Ontology annotation, cellular component: mitochondrion. The record is from RefSeq and is a predicted model, not a curated record.